AUGUCUCCGACAACUUCAACAAGGUGGUGCCCGACGCCAGAGCAGUUGAUGAUCUUGGAGGAGAUGUACAAGGGUGGGAUGAGGACACCCAACGCCUCCCAGAUACAACAGAUCACAGCCCAUCUCUCUUAUUACGGAAAGAUCGAAGGCAAGAAUGUUUUCUACUGGUUUCAGAAUCACAAAGCCAGAGACAGACAAAAGCUCCGUAAGAAACAACAGCUCUCCAGGGCCCAAAUAACACCACCACCACCUCCGCCGCCGCCGCCACAACAACAACAACCUCCGGUAUUACCCUAUUAUAACUACGGAAAUACCCUUGUUCUUCAUCAACAAAAGAAUCUCCUAAUUGACUAUCUUAGGGCUCCACCCACUUCACUACUUUUCCAUCAACAUCCCUCCUACUUUAAUGGACCCGCCGCCGCCACCGCCUCACUUAACAACACCUUUCUUCCUCAGGGUACUACUACUUUAGGAAUGGAAAUUCCUAAAUCAAGGCAAAUCGUGAAGUCAUGUUGCAAGUGCAAAGUGAAUGAUGAUGAUGAUAAUGAUAUUGAUGAUGGUGAUGGUGAUGAUCAUGGUGAGAUGAGGUAUCUGGAUAUGACAAUGGGAGGAACGUACGGUGGAGAUCUGGUGGGCCCAAGUAUUUGCUGCAGCAAUAAUAAUAGACCUCCUCUAAAAACCCUAGAACUUUUCCCCAUCACUUCUACAGGUUUCAAGGAAGAUCGCGAUCCCAUUUCCACCAAAACAUUCAACCAAAUCUCACCAUCCACCUCCUCCUCUUCUUCUAACUAA
Messenger RNA from Impatiens glandulifera, 792 nucleotides. Its product is annotated as WUSCHEL-related homeobox 3. The record is from RefSeq and is a predicted model, not a curated record. Gene Ontology annotation, biological process: plant organ development. The transcript is spliced from 2 exons. NCBI's taxonomy places the organism in Eukaryota, Viridiplantae, Streptophyta, Magnoliopsida, Ericales, Balsaminaceae. Gene Ontology annotation, molecular function: DNA binding; DNA-binding transcription factor activity. The coding region runs from base 1 to 792 and encodes 263 amino acids.